This is a messenger RNA of Trypanosoma grayi, 687 nucleotides long. RefSeq lists its product as hypothetical. The record is from RefSeq and is a predicted model, not a curated record. The transcript has a single exon. Bases 1 to 687 code for a protein of 228 amino acids. NCBI's taxonomy places the organism in Eukaryota, Euglenozoa, Kinetoplastea, Trypanosomatida, Trypanosomatidae.
AUGUCCCGUUAUAUGGAGGAAACCACAGAGAGACCGCCUCGGCAUGAUGCCCCGCCGUACGAUCCCUCCUUGUGGGAGGGAAAAGACUGCGCUUUUAUCACCACCUUGAGAGAUGUCUAUCACGAGCAACAGCGGACGGAGCGGCAGCUACGCUCCACGGCACCUGCGGAAGGUGAGGUUACUGCUGGUUGGCCGUUACCCACUACUUCGCAUACCCAGCUUCCCAGCCGUCCAUCGACGUGGUGGAGAAAUCUGCUGGUGAAGUUUUUUCCCCGAUAUAGCGCGCGACAGAGACUGUCCAGCCUCGGUUUUGAGCACAUGAAAAACGAUGAGCUCGUGAAUCGCAUGCACUUUGCUCUUCAGGCGGGAGACAUGGAACUUUCUGCUCUCAUUGCACAAGAACUUGCCCGGCGCCGGGUGCGGUUAUAUGAAGCGGAAGAAUAUGCUUCAAACAGAGGUGGGAGAAGUGCGCCUGUUGCCGGCGGUUGGUUUAGCGCCGCCCCAAACCAACAAGCUGGAUUUACCAGUGGUGGUGUGGAAAGUGGAAGUGGAGGACAUUUGAGUAGGGGGGCUCCAACUCGCAGCAGUAUGCAUCUCUCCGCAGACUCGUCGUUUAUGGUGCCAGAAGUGUUACUUCAGAAGCGCUUUGGUGGUAGUGGUGGCGGCGGCGGCGGACUGCGCUUUUAG